Molecule: messenger RNA, 648 nt
Organism: Rattus rattus (black rat)
Lineage: Eukaryota; Metazoa; Chordata; Mammalia; Rodentia; Muridae
Product: ral guanine nucleotide dissociation stimulator-like
Exons: 3
Coding region: 1-648 (215 amino acids)
Source: RefSeq, a predicted model, not a curated record
AUGUUUUCUUGCUGUCUUCGGACUACUCGAGGCUCAGGCCUCAAGAGACACAACGGAGAAGGCCAGGAUGGUGUCUGGAGGCAGAGGAUUCACUCUUGCUUUCAACGCCUGUGGCCAUUUUCCCGAAAGGGAACAAAUUUGACCAAGGCCAGCCAAGGACAGGAACACACAGACCAGAUGGAGCCCCAGAGAGAGGCCUGCUCCAGGGCACAGAUUGUGGUUGAGCAGAUGAACACCCUGGUGCCUUCUCUGAAGGAAUGGGACCCCUUCUCGGUCCUUGCUUUUCUGUCUACAUAUAGAUAUUUUGCCACCCCCAUACAGGUGUUGGACCUGGUGUUUGUGAGGUAUGCUUACUUCAACCCUUAUUCUAAAGAGGACGAACAAGUAAAGAACACCCUCUGUAGCUUCCUGGAAACAUGGAUGGACACGAAUCCUGAGGACUUUUGUGACCCAGCAGACCUGUUGCCUCUGAAAUACCUGAAGGCCUACUUGAGUGUGUGCAUGCCACACUCCGAUCUUAGUGUCAGCGUCAAGAGGCUCCUGACCCAGUUGCAGGAAGAACAUGCCAAGGAUUCACAAACCAAGGAUGAGGAAGCCUCAGAUCUGGGGAGACAAACUGCCUCAGAUCUGCACUUUGAGUGGGUGUAA